AUGAGCGAGGUGCUGCCGAGCGCCGACCCGCUCGACGCGACGGACUUUGACGUCGUCGACUAUUUGAACGCCCAGUUCCCGAGCGAGCGGUCCAUCCCGCGCCUCGACCCCUUCAUCAAGGACGUGACGCUGCAGAUCGCGAGCCUCGACGACGAGAUCUCGCGGGCCGUCCACGCGCAGGCCGAGGCCGGCGCGCGCGCGGCGCGCGACAUCGCGGACGCGCGCGCGGCGAUGGCCGAGCUCGAGGGCAAGGUCGGCCUCAUCCGGAGCAAGGCCGAGGAGUCCGAGGCCAUCGUCGCCGACAUCUGCAAGGACAUCAAGCGCCUCGACCGCGCGAAGCGGAACCUGCAGUCGACGAUCACGGCGCUGAAGCGCAUGCACAUGCUCACGUCCGCGGUCGACCAGUUGAGAUUAGCAGCGGGCGACGGCCGCUACGGCGAGUCGGCGACGCUCCUCGAGGCCGUCGGCCAUUUGCUCGAGUACUUCGCGCCCUACGGCGACGUGCCGCGCAUCGCCGAUUUGAACGGCGAGGUCGCGGCGAUCCGGGCGUCGCUCGAGACGGAGGUCCGCGGCGCGUUCGAGAAAGCUUCCCUCCUCUCGGAGACGAGCACGCUCGGCGACGCCGGCGAGCUCGACACGAUCCGCGAGGCGUGCCUCGUGGUGGACGCCCUUGGCGGCGCCGCGCGCGACGACCAGGUCAAGGCGUUCGUCGACCGGCAACUGGCGCCCUACGGCGACCUGUUUCCCCGGGGCGGCGACGCGAGCCGCCUCGACGACGCGGAGCGGCGCUUCGCGUGGAUCCGGCGGGUCCUGCGGUCCCUGGAGCAGACCUACGGCGCGUCGCUGCCGCGGCACUGGCAGGUCGAGCGGCGGCUCGUGCUCGGCUUCGUCGCGGCGACGCGGGAGAUGUUCCUCGAGAUUCUGUCGUCGGGCGGCGAGGAGACGCGCGCCGUCGCCGUCGUGCUCAAGGCGCUCCAGAAGUCCCUCGUGUUUGAGAAGGAGGCCCAGGCGCGCUUCGACGAGCGCGGCCGCGCGGUCGACGAACACGCGUACGAGUCCUGGCCCGCGGGGAAGGCCGUCGCGGAGACGGCCGUCGCGGGCGCGCUGAGCGGCGUCUUCGACCCCUUCAUGGACCCCUACGUCCAGCUCGAAAAGUCGAACAUGGACGACAUGAUGGCCAAGGUCACGGCCGAGGAGGCCGUGGACCGCGACGGCGCGCUGCCCGUGCUCUCGUCGUCGGUCCACAUGUUCGCGUACGUGAAGACGUCCGUGCGGCGCUGCACGGCGCUGACGACGGGCCAGACCUUCUUCAAGCUCUACGGGGCCUUCUGCGAGUGCCUGCGGGGCUACGCCGCGCGGCUCUCCGGUCUGUUUCGGGGCGCGCGCGGCUCGAGCCCGGAGCCCGGCGCGGAGACCGACGGGGCGGCGUCGGGCAUCAUCCGGGACUGCGAGGCCGCGUGCUACGCGCUGAACACGGCCGAGUACUGCGCGGAGACCGUCGGCCAGCUCGGCGACAUCGUCCGGGGCAAGAUCGACGCGCCCUACGCGGACCGCGUCGACCUGGAGCCCGUCGCCGACGCGUUCCACGACGUCAUCGCCAAGGCCGUGACGCGGCUCGUGGCGUCGCUGGAGCGCGCGUUGGAGCCCGCGCUCCGCGGCUUCUCGGCGAUCGCCUGGGGCGCCGUCGAGGAGGUCGACGAGGAGUCGCCCUACGUGCGGCUCCUCGCGAACGGCGUGCGGAGCGUCGUGCCGCUCGUGCGCGGCCUGCUCGGCCGCCUCUACUUCCGCAACUUCUGCGACAAGUUCGUCGCGUCGUUCCUGCCGACGUUCCACGACCGCGUGCGCGGCGCGAAGAAGAUCUCGGAGAUGGGCACGCACCAGCUGCUGCUCGACCUGCACUCCGUCAAGCCCGCGCUCCUCCAGCUGCCGAACGCGCGGAAGCUGCCCGAGGACGGCGGCGACGACAAGGCCGGCGGCGACGACGGCGGCGCGCCGCCGCCGCCGGCCUACGUCAAGUUCGUCACGGCGCGGCUCGGCGACGUCGAGCGGCUGCUGAAGCUCGUGGGCACGCCCGACGACAUGCUCGUGGAGCGCUUCAAGAUCAUGUGGCCCGACGGCACCGCCGACGACCUCGCGGCGGUCAUGGCGCUCAAGGACGUCAAGAAGGCGGACCGGGACCACCUCAUGGGCACCUUCGGCGCCGCGCCGGGCGCCGAGGCGGCGAAGCGCGCGAAGACGCCGCCGCCGGCCAAGGCGGCCGCGUCGUCGAGCCCGCCGCCGACCGCGGGCACGACCAUGGACCGCCUCGGCACGAAGAUGCGCGAGGGGUUCUCGAAGGGGCUGUUCUAA
This is a messenger RNA of Aureococcus anophagefferens, 2349 nucleotides long. RefSeq lists its product as hypothetical. Gene Ontology annotation, biological process: retrograde transport, endosome to Golgi. NCBI's taxonomy places the organism in Eukaryota, Pelagophyceae, Pelagomonadales, Pelagomonadaceae. The transcript is spliced from 2 exons. The record is from RefSeq and is a predicted model, not a curated record. Bases 1 to 2349 code for a protein of 782 amino acids. Gene Ontology annotation, cellular component: GARP complex.